Suillus plorans is the source of this 303-nucleotide messenger RNA. RefSeq lists its product as uncharacterized. The coding region runs from base 1 to 303 and encodes 100 amino acids. NCBI's taxonomy places the organism in Eukaryota, Fungi, Basidiomycota, Agaricomycetes, Boletales, Suillaceae. The record is from RefSeq and is a predicted model, not a curated record. The transcript has a single exon.
AUGAGAGACGAACAUCUGACGCUCCUCGAUAUCAUGGAGAAACAUCUUCCGCAUGCUGAGUUUGCGUUCUUAUCGGCUUGUCAUACUGCUGUAGGCGAUGAGGAGACGCCUGAUGAAAUUGAAAUGAUCCACCUAGCAGCUGGUAUUCAGUUUUCAGGGUUCAAGAGCGUCGUUGGCAUACUUUGGGAGAUCGAUGAUGCUGUCGCGAAACACGUCGUCGAAGCUUCUAUGUCGUAUGGCUGUCGUCUGGUAUAUUCACAUCUUGUUUAUCUGUUAUCCUCUUUCAUUCUGGUGUACAAAUGA